Fusarium tjaetaba is the source of this 1560-nucleotide messenger RNA. RefSeq lists its product as uncharacterized. Lineage: Eukaryota; Fungi; Ascomycota; Sordariomycetes; Hypocreales; Nectriaceae. The coding region runs from base 1 to 1560 and encodes 519 amino acids. The record is from RefSeq and is a predicted model, not a curated record. The transcript has a single exon.
AUGAAAUUCUUCCAGGCCUCUGGUGUCGCUCUGGCGAGCACAACGCUCAUUUCUCCGGCCCUGGCGCACUCCUGGGUUGAGUAUGCCUACAAGCUCGCUCGAAAUGGCACAAUGUUUGGGAAUGUAGGAUAUCCUCGUGGAUAUGUGCCUCGCGAUUCUACAAAUCCUCCAUUCGCCGACACAAUUCCCCAGAAUAUUCUCCCCCAGUCAGGCCAGUCCGCUUACUCCGGCGAAGAAAUUCUCAACAAGUUCUCUUUUGAGAAGAAGCCUCAAUAUCCCAUGCUCGAGGCUGCCCCUGGCGAUUAUAUUGCUAUUAUGCAUCUCGAGAAUGGCCACACUACCCUUCCUCAGAACCAGCCCAACAAGCCCAAGAACCGCGGCACUAUCUAUUUCUAUGGCACCACACAGCCCAAAGAAAAGGAGAAGCUCUUCGACGUCCAUCUCCUCUGGAACAAGCAAGGCACAGGCGGUGACAAGCGCGGCAAGCUUCUCGCCACGCGCAACUACGACGAUGGCCAAUGUUAUCAGCCAAACUCUGGUGAACUCAGCACUGAGCGCUCUAGCGAACUCGCUCCUCAAGGCGCUCUCCACACCAAGGAGCUGGCCUGCCAGUCCGACAUCAAGCUGCCCGACAACCUCAAGACUGGUGACAUCUACACCAUCUACUGGUACUGGGACUGGCCCGACCUGAACAAGGACAGGAUUGAUAUGGAGGCCACCAAGAAUGGCAAGUUCCCUUGGGCUGGUACAUUUAUGCGCGGCGACAAGGAUCCCAAUGGCUUCACCAUGGAUGCCAUCGCCCGCAACGAGAGUUACUCGAGUGUUAUCGACAUCAAGAUUACUGGACCUGACGCCGAACCAUUCGCUGCCAAGAACCUACAAUCUCUUGAAUGGGUCGACAAUCAAAACAUUUACUCUGCCGGUAUCAAGGAUCAGAUGAAGUCCAACUUUCAGGUCGACGUUGAUGGCAGCAAAGGCGACGACACCGUUCCUUCAUCAACUGCUGUCAAGCCUACCACUACUGCACCCGUUGACGGAGGCGCUGGUAAUGAUGGCGGCGUCGCUACAGUUACCGUCACAGCGACUGUGAAGCCUUCUCCCAUUAUCAGUACUGUCUAUGUUACCAUGCCCGCUGAGUCUCUUGCUUCACCCGAACCUGAGCCUACAGAGGCAGGACCUAGCACCAAGACCAUCACAACAACAGCCUUUGUCACCCGAAGCAAGACUUCUCAUCCAUCCGAUGCUGUGCCUACACCACCAACUGCCUCGACUGUUUACGAGACUCUCUACACCACCCGGCCGAAGGAACAACCGACUGGUGGUGACCACCAGCAGCAACCUCAGCCCUCCACAGUCAUCAAGACCAUUGUGACACACAUCAAUACACCAACCUCCUCGGGAGAAGCCAACGCUCCUCAACAUACAAUGCCCGGUGGCGAGUUCCGCGAGGAUACUUCUUCCACCAGCCGUGGCGCUCCCUCUCAAACACAGAGUGACGGUCCUCCCGUUCCCACACCAUUUCUCCGCCGCCGCCAAAACUGGGUGUUUGGUAACUUUUAG